This is a messenger RNA of Megalobrama amblycephala (Wuchang bream), 3261 nucleotides long. It is a transcript of the gene rcan2, whose product is annotated as regulator of calcineurin 2. The record is from RefSeq and is a predicted model, not a curated record. Gene Ontology annotation, biological process: calcium-mediated signaling. The transcript is spliced from 5 exons. Lineage: Eukaryota; Metazoa; Chordata; Actinopteri; Cypriniformes; Xenocyprididae. Gene Ontology annotation, molecular function: calcium-dependent protein serine/threonine phosphatase regulator activity; nucleic acid binding. Bases 161 to 877 code for a protein of 238 amino acids. Gene Ontology annotation, cellular component: nucleus; cytoplasm.
GCCGGGAGGCGGUCAUUGGUGAAUCAAGCUGUCUCUGCAGUAACGUCAGGAGAUUAGUGAAUCGCAGCUGGAAUGCGAGCUUGAUUCACAAAGGCAAGAGAGGGAGACAAAGCCACCGCUUAGAAGAUACGCACACCGGACUGCCACAUCCCGCACAGCCAUGAAGGGAGAGCACUUAUUUGCCAACAUGAGAAGCGCUCCAUUCCUCCAGCGGGUUUACCUCCUAGGAGGAGAGGAGCUGGUAGUCCUGCAGUCCACCGUGGGAGAGUCCUCACUGGGAGACAGUUUCCAACAAAUCACUGACUUCAAUGAUCUCCCCACGUCCCUCUUCGCCUGCAACGUGGACCAAUCAGUAUUUGAAGACCAUGAGGGAAAGGAAAUGUUCGAGGCGCUCUUCCUUGCGUACGAUGAGGGUGUGUCGUUCCAGCAGUUUAAGAGCUUCCGACGUGUAAGAAUCAAUUUCAGUAACCCCAAAGCAGCAGCCAGCGCUAGAAUAGAGCUGCACGAGACACCUUUCAGAGGAAAGAAACUCAAACUCUACUUUGCCCAGGUGCAGAACCCAGCAUCCGAAGGAGACAAUUUGCACCUGGCUCCUCCCCAGCCUUCAAAACAGUUCCUCAUCUCCCCUCCUGGCUCACCUCCAGUCGGCUGGCAACAGAUUGACGAGGCCAAACCGGUUAUUAACUACGACCUGCUGUAUGCAGUUGCCAAGCUUGGUCCAGGUGAGAAGUUUGAGCUACACGCAGGCACGGAGUCUACGCCCAGCGUGGUGGUCCACGUCUGUGACAGUGACACGGAUGAGGAAGAGGAAUCAAAGAACAACCCUAAACCAAAAAUCAUCCAGACCCGACGCCCAGACCUGCCAGUCUCACACUGAACUCUACAGCUCCACACAGAGUCAGGAAGAUUUGACCCCUCCACCAUCUCCUUCACAGGACCUCUGCCACCCUCCUUCAGAACCUUGUUAAACACAACCAGGGUCUGAGGGACUCUGAUCUGUGAUUCUCGUUCAGCACACACAUGUAUACAAUCCUCAAUGUGCUGUCACACAAUUUUAUUUUUUUUCAUAUUGGCAAUACUCUGUGUUAAAUAUGGCUGCUCUCUGUCCCUCUUUCCCAAUCCGACUCUGUUGUAAUGUCAUCUGAUCACCAGUUAGAGGCAGCAUGUACCUGUUCCUGCUCUCACCUAUGUUUCUGAUUGGCUACUGGGCCGUGGCACAUGAUAGCGUCAGAUGUGCCUAUUGGCUAAUAGCUGGCCAUUUGGCUUUGCUCUUGCACAGCAACUAUGUACCAUUUGUACCCAGCCAGCCAUUAAUAAUAGUACAUUCUUCAUAAGGGCAUGCUAGCCACUAAAUGUGGCUAAACACCAGCGCUGCAUGUGGCACCCUUAAAAAUAUAUCCUGCCUAACAAAUUUCUGUCAAAUAAUCCUAGAAUGGCAAACGGUUCACUUGUGCAGACUGCAAGAAUAGUUCCCUUCAGGCCAGUGCAUGUUCUGGUAGCGAAAUAUACGUUUUUAUUUCCCGCUAUGUAUAAUUGUCUACGUCUCGCCGACAGUGUUCUUACAGUAAAACGAUGCUAUUCUGAACAAUAAGCUGAAAUUUUGUUCUUACCAUGCACCUUUCACUAUAUCAGUUGCUUCCUCAAUAUGAAUCUUUUUUUGGUCACGCUUGGUCCCAAAUGCCAUUUUUAAGACGGAAACCUUAAAGAACCCCCCAACCGUUAGCUCCCGUUAGUUUUUAUGGCAUCAAUCAGAUGUCAUUUAAUGAAGUCUGUAAUAUGCAUGGUUACUCGUUUCUAGAAUUUAAUGUAGUUGUCCAAAUCCAUUGGUUUCCUCGUAGUUUGUGAGACUUCAGUUCAUUUCAAAGAAAAAAAUGUAUGAUGCUAUUGAGACGGAUCUUCCAAGUGCUGUUACACAAUGGAUAACAAACAUCAAAUGUCAUGAGGGUGAUGCCGACCUAUCUUAUUCAAUCCAUAUCUUAACUAAUUUAUGGAUUAUUUAACAACAACAACAACAAAAACUGAUUUAUGUAUCCAAAGUACAUAACGUGAAGGCAUGCGCAAACCGUAUCCGUAGAUUUGUGUCGCAAAAGCACUAUACAGCCCGAGUAGUCGGCAAACAUACCACAAAAAAAGCAUUAGUUAGUUAUGGUAACGUUUAUAUUAUUUCUUCCAAGACUAUAAAUGACAUCCAUCCCGGACAGUAUAUCAACACUGUGAUGUGUCAUUACUGUGAUACUUGACUGACACCCUACGCUGAAGUAUUAUUUUAUGAGUAUGUUGUAAAUUUAAGAAGGUUAUCAGGCUUAAACAUUUGUCGUUCAGUGUUCACAACUUGUUAAGGGUGGUAGCCGCAUCUUUCUUAAUCUGUUAACCAUGUUUCCUGUUGAAUUGGAUUGUUCUUUGGUCCAAAUGCUGUUGGUUUGCCAGUCAUCUGUUUGUGUCCAUUAGCCUGAAAGAAUGUAGAUAGUAAUAUAACCCAUCCCGUUGAAGCAGUGACUCCUUCGCUGUUCUGGAAACAGGGUACUUACUGCUCUCUUUUGCCAUCGCUGUCUGCAUUGUGACACACAGAUGUUUCCUUUUGCUACCACAGCCUCAAGCCUUAUUUGAUUUAGCGCUCAUAAGGUUAGCAGUGCACGUUCUGGUCCACUUCUCUGAAAAUAAGAAGCGUAGUAGGAUCAGAAUAUGUCAUUAUGAGAAAUGUGUAAACAAAUGGGACGAGAGCAAUAUAACAAAACCGAUACCAACCGUCCACUGCCUUGGACUUUCCCUUCCAAUUCAUUAUUGCCUGCUUGGCCAAUCAGCUCUUCUCAUAUUCUCUUCUCACAAUCGACAAAAAUCUAUCGCAGUCUCACACGCUGCCAGCCUUCCUUACUGUCAUGUAAUUUAAGAUUUUUGUAUUGUUCUGUAUUGCACUUUCUUAUUCACAUGACUGUACACAGUAUCAUUCAGUAACUGUAUUUCCUUUUUUUUUUCCAUGUACUCAUGAAGACAUGAUUAAUAUCUCUGUUCUUAAAGUCUUUGAUCUGGAGUUAGUGUCACUGAUGUUGGAAAACAAUAUCUGUAUUGUGUAUACUUGUGCAAGACCAUUGGUGUUCUUGUCAUCUACAUGUGCGUCCUGCCUGCCGACACUAAGGAGACAUAUCUGUAUAUAUUAAUCAAUAUUUUUACUGCAUUUUUGUACAAAUAUUCAUGGUAGCCAUGUACAAGUAGUUGAGAUGAUUCUUUGUUAGUAUUAAAAAAAAAAAAAAGUUUGGUUUUAAA